Molecule: messenger RNA, 319 nt
Organism: Pelobates cultripes (western spadefoot toad)
Lineage: Eukaryota; Metazoa; Chordata; Amphibia; Anura; Pelobatidae
Source: the annotation of a GenBank genome assembly
AUGUCUAUAAGGAUUAAACUGUCGAUCCGCUCCCGAAUCCUGAUGUCUAUGCAAAUCGAACAGUUGAAGAUCUCCCGAAUUGCCUCUCUGUUUGGCCCCCGAACGUGCCAUCUCAUGCAAAGCAAUGAAAUAAUUACAACAUCAUCCAACUCCCAAGCACCAUCCAUCCAUUUGCGUUCAGCACUUUUAUGCUCCGGAACACCAUCCCUUCGCAUGCGUUUGGCGUUGUCAAACCCCCAAACACCAUGCGUACUUGAUCGUUCGGUACUCACAGGAAAAAAACACCAACAGGAUUCCUCGGCUGUGCUACAGUGGACCG